This is a messenger RNA of Physcomitrium patens, 1204 nucleotides long. RefSeq lists its product as uncharacterized. NCBI's taxonomy places the organism in Eukaryota, Viridiplantae, Streptophyta, Bryopsida, Funariales, Funariaceae. The record is from RefSeq and is a predicted model, not a curated record. Gene Ontology annotation, biological process: transcription by RNA polymerase II; transcription initiation at RNA polymerase III promoter. Gene Ontology annotation, cellular component: nucleus.
GGUAGAAGCCAAGCUCGGGGUCGGAUUUCGAUGGACUCUGCCACUUGUUACUGCUGUUGCUCGCGCUUGGGAAUCGAUCAUGUCAGAUUUCGGAGCAGCAGGGGAGCUGUUAUUCUAGUUAAAUUGUGAAGGAAAACAUCCUUUUAUUUCACGGACCCGGCACUGGUAGGCUCCGCUCCGUGUUUAAACUUCGCGAGUCAUGGAGCAGCAGGUUGCGCCUGCGGAAUUGUUGAAGUUUUUGCAGGCGGAAGCUGAGACGUUGCAACAAUUGCAGGCCAAGAUUUCAAAUGAGCUUCAUCAUCUUCAGGUUGAGGAGGAAGUAUUUAUCCGCACUCUUGACCGGCUCAACCAGAAUGCAGCAAAUAAUCAUAGCAGCUCCACGCAGGGAAGCAGUGGUGAAGGUACCACGACACGCCAGGCAGGAGUAGAGCUGCUAGAUGCUUUACAGCAAGAAUUAGCUUUAGCGAUUCCUCCAGUAUCCACAUUGCCUGCAGAUUCUGGUCCACAAACAGUACCAGUGCAUCCGGUGACUUCGUUGCCUAAAGAAUCCAACUCGCCAACAUCACUGCAAGCGAUUACUGCGACGGAAACGGUUGAUGAUAAGAACAUGCCAGUAAAAACACAAAUACUGAUUGUGAUAACCAGACAGCCGCUUCUUCUGAUUUUGGCUUUGACGAUGAUGAAUACGAGGAAUAUCAACUGCUGAACACGUUGGAAUCUGGAGACGAGUAGGUGCAGCAUAGCAUCGGAUAACAUUGUCAGCUCCUGGUUUUUUUGCCUUCUAGAAGGGAUGUGAUAAGAAUGUCUAUAGACUCUUCUCUUGUGAUGUGACAGAAUUUUUCCCCAACUAGAGAAACCUAUUUACUUUUCCUUGAGAAUGUAUGCCAGAAAGGAACCCUGCUCUUUAUGGAUUGCACAUGGUUAAUCGUUCCAAUCGAGCAGAGCCUUUACUACUUCCUGUAGACAAGCCUGGUUUUACCCGGCAAGGGUUUUUCGGUUGUUGCAUUACAUAAUUACCAUCAUGAAUAUAUUGCAGGUAUUACCAAAUAGGUGGUAGGAAGUGUUGAGAAACAGCGAUGUUGUGAAAAGCUGCGACUUGUAUAAACUUAGUUUUGCGUUCUUGUGACGUUGAUUUGUACUGUUUGUAGUGUUUGUAACAGUUGCAAAAUAAUGGUUACAUGUUAUGGAGUUUGACCUUUCUUUC